Stegostoma tigrinum is the source of this 1998-nucleotide messenger RNA. It is a transcript of the gene hpdl, whose product is annotated as 4-hydroxyphenylpyruvate dioxygenase-like. The coding region runs from base 190 to 1437 and encodes 415 amino acids. The transcript is spliced from 5 exons. Gene Ontology annotation, biological process: aromatic amino acid metabolic process. Gene Ontology annotation, molecular function: 4-hydroxyphenylpyruvate dioxygenase activity. The record is from RefSeq and is a predicted model, not a curated record. NCBI's taxonomy places the organism in Eukaryota, Metazoa, Chordata, Chondrichthyes, Orectolobiformes, Stegostomatidae.
GCUCCGCCCCAUCACUGGACUCAUCACCCCACGGGACGUAAUGACUGAUUUCUCCAUCUCCUGCUACGCAAUCCCCAAGGUGCAAAACACUCCCGGGCUCUAUUUCCCACUUCCCAAUCCCUGGCACACCACCCUCAACGGGUCCAUGACCCUAGGCUCCUCCCUCUAACAUAGAGGUGUGCAGUGGCGAUGGCAGCGCAGGUUCAGCGCUUGUCCCACAUUGCUCUUCACGUGCGCGAUAGCGAGCGCCUGGCGCGCGACCUCUCAUGUCGUUUCCGUUUCCAGUUGUGCGGCGCGCGGGUGACGGAGGGCGCCACGCAGCUCGCCCUGAGAAGAGGAUCCGCCGUUUUCCUGGUGAACGAGAGCCGUGUUCGCGGCGAGUGUUCGGUGCCCGGGGGCCUCCUGUACGAUGUGGUUCCGGGGCCCCAAGCGGUGGAUAGCGCCUGUAACAUCUCCUUCGAAGUGAAGGAUGUAGAGCGGGCGACGCUGCGGCUGGAUCGCCUGGGCUGUCAGGUCGUUGUACCGCCGAGGCCGGUGGAGGAUGAGCUGGGCUUGGUCACCUACUCGGUGGUGCGAUCGGUGGUGGGCAAUAUCUCUCACACUCUGAUCGACCGGAGCGGUUACCGUGGGGAGUUCCUGCCCGGUUUCGUGCUGCCGCCAUGCCCCGGGGGCGGGGCUGAAAAGCGGGAGGUAGCCAGGGGGCCGGUAGCCAUCAGCCAUUUCGACCACAUCACCUAUGCGUGUCCCCAGCGGCAGAGCGCCUGCAUCAUGGACUGGUACCACCGCUGCUUCGGCUUCCAGCGCUUCCUGGUCAACCGAAGUGAAGAUCUAAAUGAUGGUUAUGUCAUUGAAGGAGAUAACAUUGGUCUGCGCUUAACUGCAAUGGAGUACUGGAAAUGCAGUGAGGUUGGCAUGUCCAUGCCUAAAAUCGAAGAGAAGAAAUUGGAUUGCAAAUUUGUGAUAGCUGAGUCUUUAGCCAAUCAAGGUAAAAAUCAAAUCGACACAUUUUUAGAACAGCACAAUGGAGCUGGGAUACAGCACGUGGGCUUGUACACGACUGACAUUAUUUCAACUUGCAAAUUCCUUGCAGAUGCUGGAGUUGAGUUUUAUUGUCCACCUUCUGCAUAUUACACUGAGACAGAAAAAUGGCAGGAGAUCAUGAAAGCAGGACAAAAUCCAGAGUUACUUGCACAGUACAAUAUUCUUCUGGAUUCUGAUGUGGAUGAUGAGCAUUGUAAAGGAGAAGCCAAAUGUCAAGGACCAGCUAAUAAAAGAUAUCUAAUGCAAACAUUCACAAAACCAAUUUUUUCUGAAGAGACAUUUUUCCUUGAGCUUAUUGAACGAAAGGGUGCAUCAGGAUUUGGAGAAGGAAACAUCCGUGCACUGUGGAAAUCUGUUCAGAUUUGCAUUGACCAGCAGGAAGACAAAAAAUUGUGAAAAAGAAUUAUCGGCUAUGAAUGGGCAGGCUAAUGAUGCUAACAGCUGAAGACUACUACAUUGGAGGGGAGUCCAUUGAACAAAAUGCUAUCUUCUGACAUCUGGUUUGUACUAGCUGCCUUACACAGAAAUAAAAUGUCCUGCAUAAAUGCACCUGGAGCAGAAAGACUGAAGCUUCUAAAACAUUUUAUCCUUACCAUUAAAUUUUUGAGGCCCACAUGAAUAUUCUUUUCUGGAUUUAAUGUUUUCUUUUCCCCUCAAUUUUGCAAAAUGCAGAAAUUCCCUAACUGUCCUUUCCCUUCCACAUUGCUCACUGGAGUGAGCUACACUGCAUCUUGUUUUUUGUCUUUGCUUAGAUUCUGUAAUGCUUGGAUUAAGUUCAACCUGGUGGACCUCAUAGAAUGAGUUUUCUAGGACUCUUAACCUGGUCCAAUCAUGGAGCCCUCGCUGGCUGACAGAAACGGGAGUGUAAGGUGUUCCGUUCACUCCAGGACCUGGCUCACCUGUCUGGAUCAGUGUCAUGCGCUAUGAAGAAGCGAAUAAAAGGUGACUUGGUAACGA